Hyaena hyaena (striped hyena) is the source of this 3933-nucleotide messenger RNA. It is a transcript of the gene JPH3, whose product is annotated as junctophilin 3. The record is from RefSeq and is a predicted model, not a curated record. The transcript is spliced from 5 exons. Bases 41 to 1906 code for a protein of 621 amino acids. Lineage: Eukaryota; Metazoa; Chordata; Mammalia; Carnivora; Hyaenidae. Gene Ontology annotation, cellular component: plasma membrane; endoplasmic reticulum membrane; junctional membrane complex. Gene Ontology annotation, biological process: regulation of synaptic plasticity.
UUUUUCACCGUUUGCGGGAUUUGCAAACCGAGUUACAUGCAUGUCCAGUGGGGGCAGGUUUAAUUUUGACGAUGGAGGGUCCUACUGUGGAGGCUGGGAGGACGGCAAGGCGCACGGCCAUGGCGUCUGCACCGGCCCCAAGGGCCAAGGCGAAUACACCGGCUCGUGGAGCCACGGCUUCGAGGUGCUGGGCGUCUACACCUGGCCCAGCGGCAACACGUACCAGGGCACUUGGGCGCAGGGCAAGCGCCACGGCAUCGGCCUGGAGAGCAAGGGGAAGUGGGUGUACAAGGGCGAGUGGACGCACGGAUUUAAGGGGCGCUACGGGGUGCGGGAGUGCACGGGCAACGGGGCCAAGUACGAAGGGACCUGGAGCAACGGGCUGCAGGACGGCUACGGGACCGAGACCUACUCGGAUGGAGGGACCUACCAGGGCCAGUGGGCCGGCGGCAUGCGCCAGGGCUACGGUGUGCGGCAGAGCGUCCCCUACGGCAUGGCGGCCGUCAUCCGCUCGCCUCUGAGGACGUCCAUCAACUCCCUGCGCAGCGAGCACACCAACGGCGCCGCGCUGCACCCCGACGCGUCCCCGGCGGCCGGCAGCCCGGCCGUGUCCCGAGGCGGCUUCGUGCUCGUGGCGCACAGCGACUCCGACAGCCUCAAGAGCAAGAAGAAGGGGCUGUUCCGGCGCUCGCUGCUGAGCGGCCUGAAGCUGCGCAAGUCCGAGUCCAAGAGCAGCCUGGCCAGCCAGCGCAGCAAGCAGAGCUCGUUCCGCAGCGAGGCGGGCAUGAGCACCGUCAGCUCCACCGCCAGCGACAUCCACUCCACCAUCAGCCUGGGCGAGGGCGAGGCCGAGCUGGCCGUCAUCGAGGACGACAUCGACGCCACCACCACCGAGACCUACGUGGGCGAGUGGAAGAGUGACAAGCGCUCGGGCUUCGGCGUGAGCCAGCGCUCGGACGGGCUCAAGUACGAGGGCGAGUGGGCCGGCAACCGGCGGCACGGCUACGGCUGCAUGACCUUCCCCGACGGCACCAAGGAGGAGGGCAAGUACAAGCAGAACGUGCUGGUGAGCGGCAAGCGCAAGAACCUCAUCCCGCUGCGUGCCAGCAAGAUCCGCGAGAAGGUGGACCGGGCGGUGGAGGCCGCCGAGCGCGCCGCCACCAUCGCCAAGCAGAAGGCGGAGAUCGCGGCCUCCAGGACCUCGCACUCCCGGGCCAAGGCUGAGGCCGCCCUCACCGCAGCGCAGAAGGCCCAGGAGGAGGCGCGCAUCGCCAGGAUCACUGCCAAAGAGUUCUCCCCCUCCUUCCAGCACCGGGAAAACGGGCUCGAGUACCAGCGGCCGAAGCACCCGAUUUCCAGCAGUGACAUCGAGGUGGCCUCCACGGGGACGCCCCUGCAGCAGGAGAGCCCCGAGCUGUACCGCAAAGGCACCACCCCCUCGGACCUGACCCCCGACGACAGCCCCUUGCAGAGCUUCCCCGCCAGCCCCACGGCCACCCCGCCCCCGGCCCCUGCCUCACGGAACAAGGUUGCCCACUUCUCCCGGCAGGUCUCGGACGAGGAGCGAGGCGGGGACAUCCAGAUGCUCCUGGAGGGCCGGGGAGGGGACUAUGCCCGCAACAGCUGGGGCGAGGAGAAGGCCGGCAGCUCCAGGGGCGUCCGCGGCGGCGCCCUCCGCAGCGCUCCGCCCGCAGACGACUUCCGCUCCCGGGGCUCGGGCCACAGGCCGCCCGGCAACCCCAAGUCCCGGGAGCAGCGGACGGAGUCGCCCCCCACGUUCUCCUGGACUUCCCACCACCGGACCGGCAACCCCGGCUCCGCGGGCGCCAAGCUCCUGGAGCUGGAGGAGGAGAAGCUGAGCAACUACGAGAUGGAGAUGAAGCCCCUGCGCAGGAUGGACUCGUGAGCGCAGGAGGCGCACCCCCCGCGGAGGCGCUACAGCAAGGGGGGCGCCUGCCGGGGCCUGGGGGAGGACCGCCGCCCCGAGGAGCGGGGCUUCGGCGCCCAGAGACUGCGGCCCAAGCCCCAGAGCAGGGACGGCGCCAGGCCGGCCCCGUGCGCGGAGCCCGCGGUGCAGCGGCUGGAGAGCCUGCGGCGGGGGGAGCGGGCUGAGCCGCGGCUGCUGCGCUGGGACCUGGCCUUCUCCCCGCCGCAGAAGUCCUCCCCGGUGGCGCUGGAGUCGGACGAAGAGGACGCGGACGAGCUCAAAUCCAGCACGGGCUCGGCCCCCAUCCUGGUGGCCAUGGUGAUCUUGCUCAACAUCGGAGUCGCCAUCUUGUUUAUUAACUUUUUCAUCUGAUGAGACGUCGCGUGAGCGAAAACAGCAGUUGGUGUACAAACGGGGACGUUAAAAAAGACGACAAAAAGGGAAGGAUCAUAACUCGGACAGCCGACGACCGCUUCUGAGUCUUCUCACAGAACACAGUGACUGGGUAUUACUCACAGUUUGCCUUUUUUUCUGGGUAAUGUUUUUUGGAUUUUAGCCAAAACCCCUUGCUCGUGUAACACAAUGCUGUGUGGCACGCUGGGAGGAGGCCAGCACGCCGCCCCUCCAGCUUGGUGUGGACGGGAAAGGGGUCCCGGCAAAUCAACGGCCAAAAACUAAAAGGGUCACCGUCCUCGCCGCCAUCACACUCCGUCUGGGACUGGAAUUGGAGGCAGCCAGUGGAAGACCCCAGCGUGCCCAGCCGUGCCGCGAGGCUGAAUGCCGGAAGUCUGUUCCCUCUGCUGCUCCCCUGUGUCCUGGAACGGGGGGGGGGGGGGGGGGGGCAUCCCAGCAGCAGCAGCCGGGGUCUCUUUCCAGUUUGGAUCUGUGCUGUGUGCUUGAGGAAGCAGGGAUCUGCUGCUCCUCUUCCCCUGAAAACGCCCCUCUGUCCCCCACGGAGUCUGAGAGCAAGGUCCUCCCUCCCCACCCACUCCCCCUUUUCCCCAAACACCCAGGCAGCAGUGGUGCAGACAGGACAGAGGGCAGGGAACGCCACGGGGCCACUUAGCUGCCACGCCUGGCUCCGAGAGUGUGGCCUUUCUACACCUGGCAUGCAGUAUGUACCCAGGCUCCCCUGGCCCAUCAGACGUCCAUGGCAGUGAGCUGGCCCGCGGUGACAUCCUCCUCUCUCGCGGUCACUGGGCACGUGGGUUUUCGAUCCUUGUCCUGUGCCGGCCUCCACUUCCCCCACAGAUAUGCACACUCUUUCCAGAUGCCUCGUUCAUGCUCCGGAGCUGGUCUGGUCCCAGGACAGGAAUGUGGGUAAAACCCAGUGGCUUGAAAAUGCCUGAGCAAGCGCUGCCUGUCCAUCUCCCCCAAAACACACAACGUAACUGGUUUCAGUCAAUUCUGCCUUCUCCACCAGUGUUGCUCCACCGUCCAAACGAAAGAACAAGGUUCCAGAACGUUCAGGCGCCCCGUGGUCCUAGCGCUGGAGGGCCCUGGCCCGUGCGUAUGGGCGUGUCUAUGAGGCAUGGCCACGUCCAUACCCGGCCCCUGUGCUCGCGCCCGGGAUGGCCCUUCCCGUGAGCCUCCACAGCCGUCCUGGGCACAGCCCGGCUAUGGACUCUGCCUUGCUUUGCUUAUGUUUAGCUGUUUCUCUGCUACCUUUCAAGCAGAUUUCUUUACUACACUGCACUGGAUUGCUAUAUUUUUAACCAGAAAUAAACUAAAGAUUAGAGCAUGUUCCAGUUAAAUCCAGUUUUAUUUUUUCUGUUCUACAUUCACUCCCCAUUUCUUUUCACAGUUUGGCUUAGUUCGGGGUCGUUUUUGGGGCGUGGGGCAUAGGAGAGGGAGGAUCCGUAAGAAACGCGUUUCUGGGAACGUUACUUUCUAAAGGGAUGUUACAUCUUUUUGUACAUCUUACUUUCCGUUCUUUUUUAAUAACAAGUGGUUGCUACAGACCUGAAGAGAACCAAAUAAAGAUGCCUGCUCCUUGCAGCUCAGAA